Molecule: messenger RNA, 1096 nt
Organism: Ochotona curzoniae (black-lipped pika)
Lineage: Eukaryota; Metazoa; Chordata; Mammalia; Lagomorpha; Ochotonidae
Product: natural cytotoxicity triggering receptor 3 ligand 1-like
Exons: 4
Coding region: 77-685 (202 amino acids)
Biological process (GO): T cell costimulation; cellular response to lipopolysaccharide; positive regulation of T cell proliferation
Cellular component (GO): external side of plasma membrane
Source: RefSeq, a predicted model, not a curated record
AGCUUCUAGAACGCCGCAUUGCUUCGCUCCUUCCCUCAGCUACAAGAUCCCCUCAUCGCCACUCCACGCAUCGGAAAUGAACUUGAGGAAAACCGAAAUGGCCAGGAGGAGUGGGGGCUUGUCGCCCUGGCGGUUCUGGUGUCUUUUCCCGGUGCUGUGGGGUGCACUGCAAGCCGCAGGAUUUCGGGUGGAGAUGGCAGGGAGGACUCAGACCGUGUUUCUCAACGACAACAUCACCAUCACCUGCAAGAUCCCUGGUUCUCCCGCUCUGGACAUCAGCACUGUGGGUGUUGUCUGGUUUGUGAGGAAAAAAGGAUCAGAGGAGAAAGUUCCUGUGUUUGAGUAUUAUGGAGAUCACGAGAAGGCAUACCGAACUGGAGCCAACAUCUCUCAGGAGAAGCUGAUGAAGGGAGAGGCCUCACUGCACCUGCCAGCCAUUCAGCUCAGUGAUGCUGGAGAGUACUUCUGUAAGGUGGUGGUCACCCCUGAGAUGGAUGAGAAAAGUGUGCAGCUGGAAGUUGUGGACCCUGUGAAGAACAAUAGCUACGUGAUUGUUUUACCUAUUGUUGCAGUGCUGAUUUUAGCUAUAAUUAUUGUGGUUUACUGCAUUCAGAAAUGGCACAAACAGAAAAAACAGACAUCCACUAGCAUGACAAAGAUUUAUGAAGCCGUGGACCAGAUCUGAGGCACGGGGUUUGUUGCUUGGAAAGCGAGCCAUCCACAUCUGUGUGCUCCUUCAAGUUCCGUUUGCUCUGCUCUCCAUCCAGCUUCCUACUCAUGCCCCAGAGAAAGCAGUGAAUGAUGACUAAUGCCUGGGUCCCUAUCACCUAUCCAACCAAUCUGGAUGGAGUUCCUACCUCGGGGCUUUGAUUCAGCACAGACCUCUGAAUGUAGCCGUGUCACCUCGUAGUGCCUUCCAUCAUGGACUGCAGCCUUGACUGUAUGCUCAAUCCCAUGACCUGCUUCAUCCUAUGCAAUGAAACAGUAGUGGAUGUGUGUCAGUCCCAGCCUAGACCUCAGGAGGCCAUGUGCAUUCAUCCUUGGACUUCUGUGAUGCAUCUGGGCUUGAACAAGUGCCUAGUCCAAGCCUGACUGC